UAACUACUAAGUGACUAAUCUGACUCGAAAAAAUAUGAGCGCGAAUUAGAAUACACCCUGUAUAUCUCAUCUUUCAUAAUGCAUAACGUAAAUUACAUGUAUAUGGGGCACUUAUCGAUAUUAAAUAUGUAUCUCGUACAUGAUUCCUACGUAUUAUGUAUCUGAUAUAACAAUAUUCAAAUUUCAUGUAUCUGCUUACUAUAUAUGUAGUUGAAAUGUAAAAUGCUGUGUGGGAACGUCCAUCCAACAUAUAUCUUCGAGUCACCUUUUUGUCCCGAACAGUUGACUUUAACCGCUCGACAUAAAAGUAUUUUAUCUGCUUAUAAACUAAGGAAUCUAGAAGCACUUUCCAUCUAGACUAACUAAAAUUGUAAGUUCUAUACUGUUUGAAUUAACAUUGUGAGGAUGAUUUAAAAGGGAGUCGAAAAGGUCACGAAGUGUAAUCGAAUAUACGUGAUAACUCAGGUACUAGAAAAAUUUUUUUGCAGACGCUGCGUAAUGGCGAUAAUAACAGAUUACUGGGGCCUGGAUGGCAUUAUAAUUUUUGCAACUCUUAUUAUAAUCGCUUAUCUUUAUAUGACUCGCAAUUUUAAGUACUGGGAAAAACAAGGCGUUAUGGAAAUAACGCCAACACCAUUUGUGGGCAAUUUUAUGGAAUGUCUACUUCUAAAGAAACCACCAGCAUAUUUCCUAAAAGAACUCUACGAGCGAGCGAAGGACGAACCUUAUAUUGGUUUUUACGUUUUCGACAAGCCCUACUUGUUGCUUCGCGAUCGCGAAAUUAUUCAGAAUGUCAUGAUAAAAGACUUCAACAUCUUCUUCAAUCGAUACGCUUCGAGCGAUCCAAAUGAUCGUAUUGGUUCCGCCAACCUCUUCUUCAUCAAAAAUCCAGCCUGGAAAAUUAUAAGAACGAAAUUGACGCCAUUCUUUACAACCAAUAAACUGAAGAAAAUGUUUGACCUAAUGCUAGAAUGCGGAAAGCAUUUAGAUGAUUAUAUUGACUCAUUGAAAUUGGAUGGUAUGGGGCAAAUUAUAGAUGUAAAAGAUAUAAGUUCCAAAUUAACCAUGGAUAUAAUCAGCAGCACUGCUUACGGACUCGACGUGAACUGUUUUAAAGAUCCAACCAGUGAUUUUCGCAAUUAUGGCAAAAAGAUUUUUAAAAACAAUUACAGGCGCGGAUGGGAGUGGCUUGCUAUGUUCUUCCUUCCAGAACUAGCUCGUAUAACUAAAGUCAAAUUGUUCGGUGAAGAGACCACCGAAUAUUUACGCAAAAUUUUCUGGGAGACAAUCAAUAGGCGCAUGGAGUCCGGCGAAAAGAGAUACGACCUCAUCGAUAUUCUGAUCGAGCUCAAGAAGAACAAUAGUAAUGAAGAGAUUGAAGGCUUCAAAUUCGAUGGGGAUGACCUCAUGGCACAAGCGGCCAGUUUCUUCUCAGCUGGUUUCGACACUUCCGCAGUACCCAUUGCUUUCACAUUGUACGAACUCGCAUUGCAACCUGAAAUUCAAAGCACGCUAAGAAAAGAAAUAAUCGAGGCUCUUAACAAUUCCGACGGAAACAUCACAUACGACAUGAUCACGUCGCUAUCCUAUCUGGAUAUGGUAGUAUUGGAAACUUUGAGAAAAUAUCCAUCAUUGGGAUUCCUGAAUCGUAUUGCGAUGCAAGAUUAUAAAGUACCGAAUUCUAAUCUCGUACUAAAAAAAGGCACGCCUGUUUAUAUCCCGAUGCUUGGGCUACACUAUGAUCCAAAAUAUUUCCCCGAUCCUGAUAAAUACGAUCCGGAGCGAUUCAAUGAGAAGAAUAAACGUAAUAUACCGGCAUGCGUUUAUUUCCCAUUCGGAGAGGGCCCACAUGCGUGUAUAGGCACUCGAUUCGGAUAUUUAAUAAUGAAGUUUACGCUAAUGAAACUCUUAAAUAAAUAUGAAGUGGCACCAUGCAAAAAAACAACAAUACCAGUGAUAAUUGAUCCGGCAAUAGCUAUGACAUCACCCUUGGACGGUGUAAUAUAUCUCAACUUACGAAAAAUUAAUGCUGCUGAGUAAGUUUUCGUACAUUAACGUUUACCAUUUCUAGAUUAAUCUGUAAGAAUAAAUGGGGAAAUAUAAUUUUUAUUACCAAAAAA
This is a messenger RNA of Vollenhovia emeryi, 2120 nucleotides long. Its product is annotated as cytochrome P450 6k1-like. Bases 499 to 2040 code for a protein of 513 amino acids. NCBI's taxonomy places the organism in Eukaryota, Metazoa, Arthropoda, Insecta, Hymenoptera, Formicidae. The record is from RefSeq and is a predicted model, not a curated record. The transcript has 6 exons. Gene Ontology annotation, molecular function: iron ion binding; monooxygenase activity; oxidoreductase activity, acting on paired donors, with incorporation or reduction of molecular oxygen.